This is a messenger RNA of Cyclocybe aegerita, 801 nucleotides long. NCBI's taxonomy places the organism in Eukaryota, Fungi, Basidiomycota, Agaricomycetes, Agaricales, Hemipholiotaceae. The record is from the annotation of a GenBank genome assembly.
AUGUCCUCCAACUCAUCACGCACACCAUCACCAACUAGCAAGACCCCCAUAUCGACGUUCAUAAUCCCUACACCCGCCUCCGAGGAUCACAUAACGCGGUACAAAGAGAUCCGACUCGCAAGCCUGCUCACGAACCCCGAGGCAUUCGGGUCGCGCUACGGCAGCGAGAACAACGGUGGCAGCGAGUCUGCGCUCACGUUCGCCCAGUGGGAGGAGCGCGUCAACACGCCCGGGCGGAGCAUCUUCGCCGCUGUACCGGCGUCCGGCCCGAGCGCAUCACUUUCUCCCUCGCCUUCUCCCUCGCCUUCCCCUCCUCCUCAGCAAGCCACCAUUAGCCUUAAUGGCGUACACAGCGAACCACAAUGGGCCGGCACCCUCUCCCUCCUCUCCCCAGCCAUGCUCGCGGGGAUCCCGAAAGGCCUUUCGGACCCGAUGCACGUCGCCUACCCACCCGAGAUCGCUGAGGCAGAGCGGAGGGGCGACGCAGAGAUCUGGAUGCUCGUUGGGAUGUGGGUUCGGCCAGGGUAUCGUGGGCAGAGCGUUGGGAGGAUCUUGAUUGAAAGGGCUUUUGAAUUUGUAAGGCAGGAUGAGGGGAUCGCAGAGCGAGAGGGGGAUAAGGAGAAGGGAGCAAGGAAGAGGAAAGACAAGAUCGUGAUGCUGAGGGUGAUCAGUUCGAAUGCGUCUGCUGUCAGGUUGUAUGAGAAGGCGGGAUUCAGGAGGACGCCCAUUGAUGAUGCCGAGUUGGAGGAGGGACAGUCGCCUGGGCAGAGUUGGAUGAGCAUCAAACUCUUUUCGAAGUGA